GUGUGUGUGUGUGUGCGCGCGCGCAGUGAGACACACUGAAGGGGAGGGAGGGAUCAUUUGGAGCCAGCAGUCCACUGGCCGACUCCCAGCUUUACUCAUCGAGACUCCCACUGAUCUCGUUGAGUCUCUGAUAUGUUUCUCUCUCUCAUUCUGUGCCAUUAUCACUGUUUCACAGUUUCUUACUUUCUGUCACUUCUUUUUGCACAUCCACACAGUUAAAACUCCUAGUUCUGCUUGUUUGCUGCUAUUAUUCUUUUGCAGCUUUAUUCACAUAUUCUCAUCUGUUAACAGCCACAUGUGAUUCAGUCCUGGCGAUCCCUGUCACUGUCACGCUCAUUCAUGCAGAUGUUAGAGGUUGUUUUACAUUUGGAGGGCUGAUUAGAAUUAUGAUUUGGCAUCAUGAAACCAACAAGUGUACAGUGAGUACAUAGUCAUGGGUGCAUUUUCAUAAACGUUGUACGUUGUGUCAUUGCCUGCUUCUCACACUUCCUCACAGCUUGUAUCUUUUAUCUCCAUGCUCUUUAUUUCACGAUUUUUUGCAGUUGACUUACUGUGCUCCACAUGUGAUGUUCAAGGCUGUUUGCCUAUCUGUGCCUGCGUGUGUCAGUGCUUUUGUUUGAUUGUGACUUUCUCAAGCGAACACUUCAGCGGGAACAUGCCAUGGCCACAGCACCACAUCCUUCACAUGGUUAUACAUAGAACUUCUUUCAUUCACUUGGAGCCUUGCUAGUUAACAUGUGGUUGUCAGCAACCAGAAGAAACCAUUGGUGUUUGUGAUAUUUACUGAUGACAGGUAGAGAGUGUAUCAGUGCCAAAUGAAUGUUCACUCCUGUAAAUCCAUUAGAGUUAAAGCUGGUUCACUUCAGGCCAUUAAAACAUUUUACAAGAUUUUGUUUUAGAACACAAAUAGUAGGUAAUACAAAUGUAGCCAUGACUGAGUCCUAAGUUGGAUUUGAGUGAAAGUGGAAAUCUCAUAAGUUUAUGUAAGUCCAGUUAGAGUUCAUACAGCAGUACCUGAGGCAGUCGUCUUGAAUUCCACCAUUUUACUGUUUCCCUAAGACAUUUCUUCAAACUACCAAGGCUGUGAUGUUUCCCGUUCUUCUGCUCCUAUCAGAAAUCCUAGUUGUGUCUAAACCCAAGGCUGGUUAGUCACUGGGACAGAAGAUUUCAACACAAGUAAAUCAAAACAAACCCGCUCAAGUGUUUUUAUGCCAGUGAGCUGUAAUAAAAAAUGACUCACAGUGUGCCAUGUACCUUCAAGCAGAACAAGUUAAUUAUCCUGUUCUGUUGGGAGACAAGCAUGUGUGCUCCAAGGCUUAAACAACUAUGUGCACAAUUAGACAAUUAAUUGCUGGUUAAAUGCUGGAUUUCAUUUUAUUUCAUAAUUGGAAUAGACUUAGGACGUUGGCUGGACAAAGCAAGACAUAUAAAGACCUCUCUUAGGGCUCAGGGAGAUUGUGAUGGGCAUUUUUCACUAUUUUCAUCAGUUUCAGGCAAUUUAUUGACUGAACAUUUAUAUAAAUAAUUGAAAAAAAUACCUCAAAUACUAAAAAUAGUGCUGCACAUAAACUGCUUUACAGAUAGUUUAUAUUGGAUGCUAAUUUUAGUAUUUGUUGCAGAAUUCCAUGUGGGGAGGGAAAGUCUCUGUGCACGUUUUUGUGUAUGUUCACCUGGGUUCCACAUAGGAUGGGUCUGUGAAGCCAGAGCCCCAUUAACUUUCACACGAAUCCUAUUGGUCUGUUGUCAGAGUUGCAGCAUACAGACAGAGUGUGUGUGAGUGAGCUCGGAGUGCGGAGAGGAGGGGCUUUUAGACUCCACAACAACACUGGCGCAACUGGGGUUAUAGAGGGGAGAGAGAAUGCGGCAGAAGGAGGGAGCAAAUUGUCAGUGGCCGACUCUGGGAGAGAGUGAUGCACAUGGAUUCUCUUCUUUUUCUGCUCUUCACAUUGUUUGUUUCUGCUCUCCUUGACUCACACUUUCUGUUUCCUACUGUCAUUCCUCCUGUUGAUUCUGUCUCCCUCUGCAGUCUUUGUUCCUGUCCUACAUCCAUUCAGUUUGUCCUCUUUUCACCUAUGGCUUCCUGACAGUGAGCUUCUCCUUCUGCUGUCUCUCUUCCUCUCUUUUUUUUUUGGUCCCACCAUUUUGACCCCCUCUUUACUUUGAUCUUUCUGUUCACUUGUAAAUCAUUCAUGUAUCUUUGUGUGGUGUGAGGAUGCCAGUGUUAGAGGGGCUCUGGGGCCCAGAUCUCAGAACGCGGGGCUCCAGUCUAGGCGUCGGGCUUGACGUAGGGGUCUGUCCAGGUGAGACUUCCCACUCGCCAGUGUGGGAUCCGCUCAGGACCCCCCCGGUUUCUUGCAGGGGGUUUUCACUGGCCCUGCAACUUCCAGCUCUCAUACGGCAGCUCAGGGCAGCCUGGAGGGCAUGCAGGGGAGACCCUCAAGGGCACAAAAGAAGUCAAGCGAGCACUUGGGUAGAUGCAGACAAGGAGGAUGUAGAGGAGGGGAAGCAGGACGUAAAGGAAAGCAUUACACACCUGGAAGCUGAUGGCAGACUGAGCACUGGUCAUGCUGGUGUGCUGCUGGCUGAGAGACGAGGCUCCUACCCGUUGAUUGACCUGCACAUCCUGAAAACCAGUGCUCAGCAGGGGGAGGUAGAGUCUGGCACCAGAAGAAAGGUAAAGCGCCUGCUGAGUUUCCAGAGAUACUGUCACGCCUCCAGGCUGCUGAGGGGGUUGGUGCCCCACGCUCCUGGGUCACUACACCUCCUGGACGAGCACUACCUCGGACAAGCUGCGCAUAUGCUAUCAAAAGUAGGCACAUGGAACUUUGACAUUUUCCUCUUCGAUCGUCUUACAAAUGGUAACAGCCUGGUGACUCUGAUGUGCCAUCUCUUCAGUGUCUACGGUCUCAUUGAUCACUUCCAACUGGACAUGGUCAAACUGCACAGGUUUCUGAGCAUGGUGCAGGAGGACUACCACUCCCAGAAUCCCUAUCACAAUGCUGUUCAUGCAGCAGAUGUCACUCAAGCCAUGUACUGCUACCUGAAGGAGCCCAAGCUGGCAGAGCAGCUGAGUCUUCCAGAUGUGUUCCUGGGUCUGAUGGCAGCAGCUGCGCACGAUGUGGACCAUCCUGGAGUCAACCAGCCCUUCCUCAUCAAGACCAGACACCACCUGGCGUCCCUCUACCAGAACACAUCUGUGCUGGAGAGUCACCACUGGAGAUCUACUGUGGGAAUGUUGCGAGAGUCAGGACUGCUGUCACACCUGCCUGCUGACAUGUCGCAGGACAUGGAGCAGCAGCUGGGCUCUCUCAUUCUGGCUACAGACAUCAGCCGACAGAAUGAGUUCCUGUCAACCUUCAGAGAACAUCUGGGCAACCAGGACCUGGACCUUCAGCUUGCUUCACACAGGCAUUUUAUGCUACAGAUUGCUCUGAAGUGUGCAGACAUCUGUAACCCAUGUCGGGUUUGGGAGCUGAGCAAACAGUGGAGUGAGAGGGUGUGUGAGGAAUUCUACAGGCAGGGUGACCUGGAGAAAAAGUUUGACUUGGAGAUCAGUCCUCUGUGUAACCAGCAGGCUGACUCUGUCCCAGCUAUCCAAAUAGGUUUUAUCUCCUACAUUGUGGAGCCUCUUUUUGAGGCGUGGCACCGCUUCACUGAGCCCAGCCUGCUCAGCCAGACCAUGAUGGGUCACCUGCACAAGAACAAGGCCCACUGGAGCCGCUUACGAUAUACACACACACGGCUAGACACGCAAACAUGCUCUCACACUGAGAAGCGUGAGUCAGAAGGAGGAGACGGAGAGGGGGAAGACAUCCCUUAACCUUCCUCUUGCUUCUUAGUGUUUCAUCUUCCUUUAUAAAAGGAGGAGAGGGAUGUUAAUCCACCUCCUCGUUUGUCCUCCAGUGUAUUUUUCCCCACUGCUGGUUGUUCACAGGCUCUGAAAGUAGGAGUGCAGGCUGGGACUGUGGCCUGGAGUGGUGGAAAACAGGUUCCUCUGCAGGAGCAGAGGACUGUAGCACUGCAAAAAGGAAGAAGAAGAUGUGGAGAUCCAUGGUUGAGCAGGUGGAUGGAUAAUCUUAGUAAAUAAAUGCCAAUUUGACAAAGUCAUGCCUUGCUCUUUAAACCCUGUUUCAGAGUUACUGAAAGGCUGUGGCUGAUGGGAGAUGAAGCAUCAGUGAAGAAAAUAUUGUUUUUGCACAAUGCUGCUGGAACAGUGAAGAAAAGCAAAAAUUAUAUACAGUUCCAUACAAGUCAGCUGGACAGUGCUGGAAAGAUGGAAUAUAUGGAAGACUACUGUCAGAGAAGUAUAUGAAUAUAUCAAGUACACUAUGCUUUUUAUACUCAGACAAUACACAUUAAGCUUUUUCACCUUUUCUCCUUUUUUGUACCGCUUGCACUAAUGUUGGAUGCUCUUUCAUACAAGUGUCUCACUCGUCUACUUUUCACUGAAGUGCGUUUUUAACUCGAGCACUAAGUUGGUACAUCAGGCUACUGUAACUUGUAACGUGUAUUCUGUUUUAAUUGUGUGACCUAUCAGACUGACUGAUUCAAUUCAUGACUGACACAAAGUGACUUCAGCUGGUGUCGCUGUGUCGCUCGAACACUGUUCCCAGCUGUCAGCUGGAUGUUUCUGGACUUGAGCUGACUCGCCGACAUGGAGAGCACAAAUAAGAGCCAUGUUUUUUAAAAGUGUUUGUGUAGUAUUAUGAGCAGUGUAAUCUGUACAUACUGUGAUGACCUCAGCACUUCACAUGCCAAAAUAUAAGCAAUGUAUUGACCUUUUUACUCGGUGUGGAUACUGGGGAAAUCUAACUCUCCUUACACUGGUGUUACAUUUGUAACAACUUCUCUAAUAACCUCACUUUACAAACUCAUAUACAACAGAGCCUUAACAGCAACUUGUUCUGUCUGUGAAACACAUUUUGCAAUGGUGUCUUUCUCAUUUUCUGGAUAAGCUUCCUUACACCUACACUAUUCAAACUGUUUUCUGCCUGUUUUGUCUUCAGCCAUACCAGCAUACUGAAACACGCACAGUACUGUAGCAGCUCAUUUCCUGUUUGAUCUUGCACGCAGUGUCAGGGUCAGAUUGGGUCUUAUACCCAGUCUGUGUUGCCAAGAUGCCAGUGUACUGUUCUGAUACAUCGCACUGCUCUUUUACCUCUCUUAAGGCUUUUAUACUGCUUUCUUUUACACUUGCUGCAGGCGCUGUGUGCACUGUAUCUUGUGUUCUAGACAAAUUUGUGCCAAUUAGUAAUGACAAAUGCCUCCAGUUCUAAUUCAUUCUAUCCUGCAGUGAACAGCAAGAAGAUUAAGAUACUUGUUACAGAAAAGUAUAUACUGUCAUUCAUUAUUAAAAAUGCUUACUAUUCAUCUAAAAUGGUAUAUAAGAAAUAUUUGUAAAUACUAGUUUGGCCAAGUGUAAGAUAAAAUAAAAAAAAACAUGGUGUGGUUGAACCUGGGUAAAGGGAGCUAACAGAAGUCCCACGUCUUCUCUGAGCUUAAAAUAGAAGAAUAACCUGAGUUUUAUGAUUCUGUCAACCCAGCCAGCAAACAGUGUAAUCAACAAGCACUGUAGUCAAAGAUUAUCACAGCUCAAAUAAUGAAAAGGUGUUUAAACUGCAACAAAAAGAUGACAAUGAAUUUCAGUGACUGUUUAGUUUUUUUUAAUAACUUGAUUGAAGCAUUUUUGUAUGAGGUGCAGUGCAAUAAAGUUAAGUCACAGGCCAAGUUGUAAUAGAUUGGCCACAUUUAUAUCUGUCUGUAACUCUGGUAAUAAGCAAAUUACUUGUGUUCUCACCACAGCACUCUACUGACUUUGCAGAAACCUUCACCCUGUCUAAAGUGCACACUGUUUUCACUAUUUGAUGUCUCUACUCUCCUGGGGAAUCACAGACUGUCUUUGAAAAGCCUGAUACUGUUGAUAGAUUUAAAUACUCUGUACUUGUACACACUUGACUAUUCAAUUAACAGUAGUGACUAACUCAGCCUUGUUUUGACUUUUUUCUUUUAGUUAGAUCUUCCUACAAGUACAGCUUUCAAUACUGGGAAAAAACCCAUGAACUGAAAACAUUGCGAAAGACUACCUAAAACGUCAGAUUGUAUUCACUGUAACUCGCAUUACUGCCAUAGUGUAGACCUCGAUGAGACAGCAGGCUUCGGGCUGCCUUGUUUUUGAAUACCUCUCACAAUCAGCACUGAUACAGGGUCAGUGAGCCAUACUGGUUUUACUAAUGUGAACUCUAUGACUUCAAAAAUGGUUUUUAUGGCAGAAGUUAGUCUCCUAAAAUCAGAAAAUGUACCGUGAAGAGAUGUUUUAGGCUGAACUUAUUAUUCUGUAUGGUAGUUUCUACCAUCUAACCUGAGAUUAAGACAGAAUUUACAGAAAUACCAAAUUGUCUAUAAUAGUUUAUGUAUUUUUUUUU
This is a messenger RNA of Monopterus albus (swamp eel), 6422 nucleotides long. RefSeq names its product cAMP-specific 3',5'-cyclic phosphodiesterase 7B. Lineage: Eukaryota; Metazoa; Chordata; Actinopteri; Synbranchiformes; Synbranchidae. Gene Ontology annotation, biological process: signal transduction. The transcript is spliced from 12 exons. Gene Ontology annotation, molecular function: 3',5'-cyclic-nucleotide phosphodiesterase activity. The record is from RefSeq and is a predicted model, not a curated record. Bases 2213 to 3820 code for a protein of 535 amino acids.